Molecule: messenger RNA, 2223 nt
Organism: Truncatella angustata
Lineage: Eukaryota; Fungi; Ascomycota; Sordariomycetes; Amphisphaeriales; Sporocadaceae
Product: kinase-like domain-containing protein
Exons: 4
Coding region: 1-2223 (740 amino acids)
Biological process (GO): intracellular signal transduction; protein phosphorylation
Cellular component (GO): cytoplasm
Molecular function (GO): ATP binding; protein serine/threonine kinase activity
Source: RefSeq, a predicted model, not a curated record
AUGGCGCCCAGACCAUUCGACGAGGAGGAGCUCUCCAUCUCCUUGUCGCCGUCCCAAAUUCGCCGUCGAGUGCCCGAGAUCAAUGUCACGUCCACGACCACCGACCCCAGCAAUGGCAAUCAGAGCUCGAGCAAUUACCCCGCCGCGGCUGCCCAACAUCCUCGCGACAAGGGCAGGACCGAGCAGCGGGUCGGCCAGUACAACAUCAUCCGGACGCUGGGCGAGGGAUCCUUCGGAAAGGUCAAGCUCGCCGUGCAUAGAAGCACCGGCCAGCAGGUCGCCCUGAAGAUCAUAUCCCGCAAGAAGCUCAUUAGCCGCGACAUGGUCGGCCGCGUCGAGCGAGAGAUCGAGUAUCUACAGCUUCUCAGACACCCUCACAUCAUCAAGCUCUUCACCGUCAUCAAGACCAGUGCCGAGAUUAUCAUGGUCCUGGAGUACGCCGGCGGGGAACUGUUUGAUUACAUUGUCUCCCAUGGCAGAAUGCAGGAGGAAAAGGCCCGACGCUUCUUCCAGCAGAUGAUCUGUGCCGUCGAGUACUGCCACAGGCACAAGGUCGUCCAUCGUGACCUCAAACCCGAGAAUCUCCUGUUGGACGAGAACCUCAACGUCAAGAUUGCCGAUUUUGGCUUGAGCAAUAUCAUGACAGACGGUAAUUUCCUCAAGACGAGCUGCGGAAGUCCCAACUACGCCGCCCCCGAGGUUAUUAGCGGAAAGCUUUAUGCUGGACCAGAAGUCGACGUCUGGAGCUGUGGUGUCAUUCUUUACGUGCUACUCAUAGGACGACUGCCCUUUGACGAUGACCAUAUCCCCAGCUUGUUCGCCAAGAUCCAGCGCGGUGUCUUUACCAUACCCUCCUGGUGCCCAUCCGGCGCAGCCAACAUGAUCCGGAAGAUGCUGGUUGUUAAUCCCGUGCAGAGAGUCACGAUCGAGGAGAUCCGGCAAGAUCCUUGGUUCGCACACGAUCUGCCCUCAUACCUGGCCCCCCCGCUCGAGGAAUUCCUCAAUACCGGAGUUGAUCCUAACAAGGCCAUCAAGCCCAGUGACAUUGCUCCGCAUGCGACGCAGAAAGUCCAAGAAAAGCUGCACAACGAGGUCACUGACAAGAUCAGCAAGACUAUGGGUUAUGGCAAGCAAGAUGUUGAGGAGGCUCUGGGAGCUGAUGAGCCUUCGGCCAUUAAAGAUGCUUACAUGAUUGUGCGUGAGAAUAAGCUUAUGCAAGUGAACCCUGCUUAUGGAACGGGCAAUGACAAUCCAUACUUUGCUACAUCACCACCGACCACCAACCAUGAAGAACACAUGGCCAGUAUCAGUGCAACCCUACACAAUGCCUCAGGCAAGGAUGGGGACCCCGAGUCUGCCGCCAGUCCGCUGGCUGACUCUACGAGGUCGAACGCAUCGACCGUUACCAGUGCUUCACCACGGGGCUACGUCAGCAAGAUCGGGAUUCUGCCAACCAGCUUACCUGCUUUCCACAAAGAGCACCUGGAACGACAUUUGGCCGGAAGUGAGGAAGUCCUCGAUACCGAACCUGUUCCAGACGUGCCUCUACAGCCAAGGACUCCCGCGGAGCAACAAGAGGCAGUCCGCCGUCUCAAGCCACAUACGAAGGGCUCACUUGUAGAUAGCCAGACUCGCCCGGCGCCUAUGACUCCAGUUGCCUCGAAAAAGAACAAGCCCGUCCGUUGGCAAUUCGGUAUCCGUUCGAGGAAUGCACCUUGGGAGGCAUUGCUGUGCAUUUACAAGGCUCUGCAUAAGCUCAAUGCUAGCUGGGUCGUGGAUGAAGAAUACGACGAGCUUAAUGGGCCCGAAAACGAGCAGAGCGGCUACAAGAAGAAGUCGACUGGCAGCAAUCCAUACGAUGGGGUUAGGCCCGAGGACAUUGAUCUUGCGACAUUUGAUCCGCUGAAGUACUACAAGCUCCCGGCAGAUCCUUGGCAUAUUAUUUGCCGCUGGACUAAAGAAGAUAUUUGCAAGCAUGCUGGAGACGGCGAGGAUAUCACUCAUGCAUUCUCUGUGCUCGAUAACCGCAAGCAGGACUUCGUCAAUAUGCGCAUGGAAAUCCAGAUCUACGAAAUGGAAUAUGGCGUUUAUCUUGUCGACUUCAAGUGCACCGGCUACGAACGGGAGGACGGUUCUAUGCUUGAAGAGAAAGACGUCAUGAGCCCGUUCCCAUUCCUCGACAUGGCAGCUAAACUCAUUAUUCAGCUUGCGGAAGCGGACUAG